AUGAUUUCUAUAUCAGGAGUAAUCCUCUGCUUAUUUAUAAACUUUUUAGUUCUUGUCAUUUUUUCUUACUGAUUUCAGAAUAAUAAGCUUCUCUCCUUAAUUUUUCUAAUGCUUCCCAUCAAAAGAGGGUCUCAACAAAAAGAAUGCUUUAUCGAACUUGACUGAGCAUAUUUUAUUUUUCCUAAGUGAGGUAACUUGGUAUAUCUUUCCACUCUGAUGAGCAGUAAGUCUUCUUUCUUCUUCUCCCCCUAGAUUAUCAAGUAGUACAAGGACGCCGAAUUUUUUAAAUAUCUUCAGAAUUGAUUAACCAAAAAUAUCAAGAUUGAGAUAGUGUUUGUUAAUACUCACACUAAAGUAGUGAUGCUUGUUUUUUUUGCCUUUUAGAUGUUUCAGUACAUUCAUAUAGUGAGGUGGCUUUUUAAAUUUUUUGAAUAACAAAGAAAUGGGAUCAAGACAAAUAUUAACGUCUCAGGUUUUUCACUAAGUUGUA
This is a messenger RNA of Moneuplotes crassus, 490 nucleotides long. Lineage: Eukaryota; Ciliophora; Spirotrichea; Euplotida; Euplotidae. The record is from the annotation of a GenBank genome assembly.